This is a messenger RNA of Penicillium alfredii, 615 nucleotides long. RefSeq lists its product as uncharacterized. Lineage: Eukaryota; Fungi; Ascomycota; Eurotiomycetes; Eurotiales; Aspergillaceae. The coding region runs from base 1 to 615 and encodes 204 amino acids. The record is from RefSeq and is a predicted model, not a curated record. Gene Ontology annotation, molecular function: protein binding. The transcript has a single exon. Gene Ontology annotation, cellular component: intracellular anatomical structure.
AUGAGAAACCCUCCCACCCAGACCGAGUAUCCCUACGAUCUCGGCUCCUUCGGGCGCCAGAUCACCACCAACAGCCCCGAGGCCCAAACCUGGUUCAACCGCGGCCUGACUUGGGCCUACACCUUUAACCAUAAGGAAUCCGCUGCAUGCUUUGAAAAAGCCAUCGCACGCGAUGAGUCCUGCGCCAUGGCAUACUGGGGCCUGGCCUAUGCCACGGGCCCCAACUACAACCAGCCCUGGCACUUUUUCGGCGCCGGGUUGAAGCUCGUUGUUGAGAGUACGUAUCACGCGGCGCGCAAGGCGCAGUCACUCGCGACAAAUGCAAGUGCCAUUGAGCAGGCGCGCAUUGCUGCCAUCCAGGCUCGCUUCCGGAGCGACCAGCUCGCCGAAAUGGAGCAGUAUGCAGCCCAGAAUCAGGCGUAUGCCGAUGCGAUGGGUGCAGCAUAUGAAAAAUUCUCAGACGAUCUUGACGUGGCCACUCUCUACGCCGACGCCCUCAUAAGCCUCACGCCCUGGAAUCUGUGGGACCUAGCUACGGGGAAACCUAAUCCAGGAACUCGCACUCUUGAUGCGAAACGCGUGCUGGAAAGUAACCCGUUGACUAAAUCUACGUGA